Oryzias latipes (Japanese medaka) is the source of this 1420-nucleotide messenger RNA. Lineage: Eukaryota; Metazoa; Chordata; Actinopteri; Beloniformes; Adrianichthyidae. The record is from RefSeq and is a predicted model, not a curated record.
UUGCUCGCUUGAAUGACAUUGAUUCAGAAGAAACGCUCAUUGAAGGACGUCAGCAGACUCAAGUAAAGGUCUAUCACACUCACUACAAGUCUUGAUUUAAGAGAAACUACUAUAAGGACACAAGAAAGUUAGGUCUAUUAGAAAACUGAAUGCACUUGGCAUCCGUGAAUGUCCACUUUUUCCCGUGUUCCUCUGGAUGGACGACAGCUCAACUGGCCCUUCGUCACUGUGGCGCCUGGCUGAGAGGAGGAGCAGGAAGGCUGGCUCUGGAAACAUUUUCAGCAAUGUGAAUUUGUGGCAGCUGCAGAGGCUGUUUAGGGCAGCAGGAGACCACGAUGCAGAGCAGAGAGCCAAGCUGGUUUGGGGACUCGGAGAUGAGGCAGACCUGGCCCAGGCCUUAAUAGGACUGAGAGCUCGAAGUCACCGCAAAAGGCUGCGGACUAAUGAGAGGAGUGCACUGGGUUCACACUGGCUGCAAGCCUUCAGUCACCUCAGGAUUGAAGAAAUCUCGUCGGGCAGCCAGGUUCAGGAGGCAGAUGAAGAGAGCGAUUUUGUGUCAAGGUCAGAGUCCCACAGACAAGUUUCAGGAGAGUCAGAAGGAGGAUCGGGAACUGCAGAGGCACUACCAGAGAGCCAAUGCCCUGAGGGGACAGCCGAGAGACCGGUUCCAGUCAGCUCGGGGCUAAGGAGAGGAGGAGAAAGCAAUCCUGACAGAUACCUUCAUCAAAUACUCCACUAAAAAUGACGAGACAUCAACACUAAACGUGGACAAAAAAAAACGAGGUUUCAAUGUUGCAUUGUUUUUGGCCUUGUGAGAACAAAAACAUUGAAAUGUUACAUUAAAAUAGCAGAUAGACAGUGGUCCCACAUGUUUUACAGCUCAAUGAAACGGACACUUAUAAUGGCCAAGAUUUAAGGAGAUGGAAGAAAUAAUGUUUCUAUUGGACAAAGUCUCUUUGUUGUAAGAAAAUGUAACACAACUCUGUUAGUUUAUCGGGAUCCUCCUGAGUCUACCAUGACGCCACAGACCCAGAACAGAGAGCAACUCCUCAUGUUCAUUUCCACCCACAAAUGCAAGACGAAACACGGUUAUUUAAAAAAGCAUUUCCUAUUUUGUGACUGCUGAUUCCCUAAUAUCCAAGAAAAGCCAGCUGCUACAAACAGAUGUGUAGAAACAUGGUUAAACGCUUGAAAAUGCUGACCAAAGUUUGUGUUUAUGCCUCAAUUGUUUCACAAAAAAAAUACUUUCAACUCUAGGUCAAGCUUUAAAAAUACUUUUUAUGAACUUACUGAACUAAUAUCUUCACUUCCUGCACCAGAAAAGGCCAAAUAUGUACUUAUGCAAAGAAAUCGACUUGAAAAUGUGUUAAUUUUCCUGUUAAAUCUUUUAUGGAACUAAAUAAAUUUGUCAAAGUUUAAA